Ectocarpus sp. CCAP 1310/34 is the source of this 3653-nucleotide messenger RNA. NCBI's taxonomy places the organism in Eukaryota, Phaeophyceae, Ectocarpales, Ectocarpaceae. The record is from the annotation of a GenBank genome assembly.
AUGGCUGUCAGUUCAACUAGGAGCGCCAAGCGUGCCCAUAGCCUGGCCUCUGUCACGAAAAGGGUGUCGAGCCUUUUGGAUGCACUGGCCAUUUUGGGCAACCUCUCAGCGCUCGAUGCUCCGACGAAGAGGAACCGCAGCACCCUGGUCGCGCGAGAGAGGCGGCCUUUCGAGACGCACAUCAAGCCGCUGCUGCAAGACCACACGUUCUCGGUGCGCUUUCGCAUGGAGUACGAUGACUUCAGGGUUCUAAUAGAUCACCUGCGACCUGCCCUGCAUAAGAACGAGAAGAUGGGGCUGCUGCGCAUCGGCGCCAUCCCGGUGGAGUACCAGAUCGCGAUGACGUUGAGAUGGCUCGCGGGGGGGUCCAUCUACGAGUGCAUGGACGGCCAUGUCAUCGCGAGGAGUACGGCAUACCACGUAACGUCGACCGUGAUCAACGCCCUGAAUGCCUGUCCGGAGUUGAACUGCAAGUGGCCAGAGGCUCGUAUGGAUGUCGUCCGGAAGUGCGUGGGAGCCAUGGAUGGCUUGUUUGUCCGGAUGAUCAAGCCGAGCGCGAAGGAGGUCGCAGAGCCCAACUUGUAUUACAACGGGCACAGGAAAGGCGUUGUCGUGGGCGACGCCGCCUAUGGGGCGUCCGAGCGCGUCGUCGUUCCGUUCCCGGGGACGAGCCUCUCCGCAAGCCAAGACGCGUGCAACAACUACGUGUCUCAGUACCGGAUGGCAAUCGAGCAGACCUACGGCAUUCUGGUCAGGAGAUGGGGCAUCCUCUGGCGCCCCAUGGAGGUUCGCAUCGAGAAGUUCGAGCACGUGGUCGCUUUUGACGACGACGGCCUCAUCAGCAGCGACUACUUCGAGACCGUUCCAGUGCGUACUGGGCGCCCGGUGAAGGACCAGGCUAAGGCGUCGAAGCCGAGGGAGGCCAUCCGCAAGGAGCUGGAGGUGGCCGGCUUGAUUAGGCCAGAGCACAACAUCGCCAGGAGCCACAACCGUGCAAGUUAGAGUGCUGUCGGAACCUUAAACUUGGCAGGGAGGGGAGGUCGAGGGCGAGAGCGGGAGUGGGGGGCAAGAGCGGGGUCGGGACCGGCGGCCGACGUGGGGUGUGUGUAUCACGGGGAUCUGAGUGAGGGUCAUGUGCGGUGGUGUGUGUGUGUGUGUGUGUGUUGUGUUGUGUUGUGUUGUGUUGUGUUGUGUUGAGUUGUGUUGUGCAUGUGUGUUUUACCCUGUGGUUUUAAGGCGGCAUUGUUUGGUGGGCGUUUCUUCAUCUUGCGUUUCUUUUUUUUUCUACGUGCUGGGUUAGGAUCCGACUAACACGUCCUCCCGCCAUCGAAGGUGUUUUUUGUCGAAGCGGUCUACGUCGUAUUCGCGGCCCAUUAUUGUAGUGCCUUUGGGCGUUCGGCAUGGGACUACAUAGCUGUCACCGUAGACUGUUUCCUCGCCAAGGUUCGCUUCUGAUUGAAACUGCCUUUUGGGAAGUAUACGUGAUUGUGAAACUGUGGGUCGGGGCCAACGUGCCAUUGAACUAGCUGGCGCUUGUUUUAUUGAGGAUGAUGUUGCCUACGAGAGAACGUUUGAGGACGACCGUAAAAGCACUAUUGGUGAUUUACGAGCGUGAGCGACAAGCUCUGAAGCUCUCCCGGUGGGGGGUUCGGUCCUCGCGCACGCCCCCAUGUGGUUGCAUCUGUGUAACCACGCCACUCUUGCCGUUGCCCUGGUGCAUUCCUCGUACAGCAGUACUGGGCGAUCAGAAUCGGCUUAGACAACGGUACAAGCAAUCCCACGGAAAAAGCUGCUUCCCCAACAAACAGGGCAACCUCCAACAGAGCCGCACUGUCCCACUUCCAUGCUAUUCUCGGACAUCAAAUCUCUCCGGUGUCCGUACAAAAAAAAACACACACACACACACGCUAAGAACAGCCUCUCACAGGACCUUUCCACCCAGCAGAGCACAAGCAAGGUCUCGGUGACAAUAUAUUUGCUGUCAUUUUGACGCAUCCGUCAUUCUAAAACAACAUGUCACGGUGUUGGACGUCUGGAAUAGAUAUGAGGAUCCGCAGAACCUUGAACCAAACAUGAGAACAACCAAACAAAUGUCCUCCUUCGAGGGAAAACCGGACGUGCGUGAAAGCAUCGCAAUGCCCCGUCAUAAUGCUGUAGCUCCACUUCUUGCUGUUUAGCCAAAUCUGAAGGGGUCGGAGGGAGUUACAAUAUUUCCGGAAACACUCCGAAUAUUUCAUCACGUGUGCGAUAUCCUCGCCAAAAGGGGGAAGGAGUCUCGUCGCUUGCCGCGUCAAGAAUCGUUGCACCUCAAACUCAUAAAAACAACAUGCAUCACCUCCCAAUGCCAUGGUUGACAGGAGUACGCGGGCCUUAUGAAAUCAAUCUGAACAAAAUCAUGUGUGGUUGUCCGACGAGCCAUGUGGGUUGUUCAACACUUGGCGAGGUCAACAGCAGUCACAAAAAGGCCUCUUUUUUCGUGCCCACGUACAGCAGUAGUUUCCACCCACCCCAGACAUAUAAAAAAAAAUUGGUCGGAAAAGCCAAGUCCUUUGUUCCCCCGGGGAACAACUAUUUAACUGGGAACAAAUUACUGUAUCUAGUAGCUACGGAGCAACUUCCAAGCGAAGUGACUCUUCGCCAUAUCCGGGCAGGUUUCCAGUCAGGGUGCUCCCACCAAAGACUGUAUCCCCCCCACCAUCCAUCCUCGCCUCUCGCCCGCGCAACCAGUACUCACCCCCGUCGCCUGUACGCGCCAAGGCCCGUGCCAUCGCCGGCAAAUCAUCCACGGGCGUGCGCCCCGGAAGCCCAUGGAGAUCCUACAUCACAUGGACCGUUCCUCCUUCGACCGCUGCAGGCGUAGAUGGCGCAGCAGGACUCGAUAACGGUGGGGGCGCGGCUGCGGCGCUCGAUGAUGCCAUAGCCGCCUCGUCGCUGCUCUGCUCAGCCCGUGCCACUCGCGCUUCAGCGGCAUCCAACAAUUUCUGAUAUUUCUCCCGCAAAAAGUCCGAUGAUGCAGAAUCGACCUUUGCUUGGAGCCUCUGAACAUCGUCGAUGAAUCCCUCCAUGGCAAGGUCCUUCGCUCGGUCCUUCUCUAUAUCACCGAAAGCAGGUUCGUCUCCCCGUACUUCCUGCUCCGCUACUUUGCGCCACAAGGCGAUCACUUGCUUCGUGUCGGCUACCAGCUCCGCCCUGUCAUCGGAACCCGUCUUGGGUUUCUUUUGCUUCCGAGAGUUGUUGUUGCCAGAGGAACGGGCGGGUGUCGCCUCACCUCUUCCUCGGACCCCGGGUCCACCCGGAACGCUGCUGCCUGAGCCUGGGUGUCCAUCGGGGAGGACGAUAUCGCCGGGGCGGUAUGUCUCGUCGUCGCCUCCGCCGGAGAGCUCGAUACCGUCCUCCCAGAGCAUUGUCGGUAAAGAGCCCCGCAUAAACUGGAACGGAUGACCGGCGUUGACGAAUCCCCCGUCCUGAGUUGCGUCCGCACCGGCCCCACCACUUCUUUGCUCGUUCUGCUUGAAUUUCUGAUGUGCCACGGAGAGCGAAGAAACGGUCCACGUUCGUCGGAAAUGGGACGGGAACAAAGCCGUGAGUCUUGAGUGGUGAAAUCUGAUGUCGCUAACAAUAUUUUCUGCAUUCCACGUGGUACUUGUGUUGGG